This is a messenger RNA of Penicillium samsonianum, 447 nucleotides long. RefSeq lists its product as uncharacterized. Bases 1 to 447 code for a protein of 148 amino acids. The record is from RefSeq and is a predicted model, not a curated record. Lineage: Eukaryota; Fungi; Ascomycota; Eurotiomycetes; Eurotiales; Aspergillaceae. The transcript has 3 exons.
AUGCGAGCGGUAGCUCGAGGCCUUCUCAAGCAAUCUCUCCCAAUGGACCGACCCCGUGACGCCCAAGGGGCCGGCGACCAGCAACCUUAUGCCAGUAUACCAUACCCGUACGCUGGCAUACAGGAACUGCCUCCUGGCACCUGGGCCCGAUUUGCUCUUAGACCCCACUGGCGUGUUGUCGUGGAGGGAGACCACGCAGAUGGUCCAGAGUAUGCCCGUCUGGACAAUCAGAGUCCCCUCCCGGCACCUAUCAUCGGAACCCGCGAAGUGGCCCUAGGCCAGUGGUCAGCUCGUAUUAUGCGAAAACCGUAUCCCUAUAUCCGAGAUGGCCGGUACAUUAUAUCAGAUAUGGUGAGAUCCACAGAACACCUCCCACCUGCCAGGGAGCCAAUGCUACGACACGGCGUGACCUGGACUGGUGAUAGUCCCGACCACAAACUCGCAUAG